Messenger RNA from Talpa occidentalis (Iberian mole), 6914 nucleotides. It is a transcript of the gene LRRC8B, whose product is annotated as leucine rich repeat containing 8 VRAC subunit B. Bases 1 to 2412 code for a protein of 803 amino acids. Lineage: Eukaryota; Metazoa; Chordata; Mammalia; Eulipotyphla; Talpidae. The transcript has 2 exons. The record is from RefSeq and is a predicted model, not a curated record. Gene Ontology annotation, molecular function: protein binding.
AUGAUUACACUCACAGAGCUCAAGUGUUUAGCAGAUGCGCAGUCAUCUUAUCACAUCCUAAAGCCGUGGUGGGACGUCUUCUGGUAUUACCUCACCCUAAUCAUGCUGCUGGUGGCCGUGCUGGCUGGGGCCCUGCAGCUGACGCAGAGCAGAGUUCUGUGCUGUCUUCCGUGCAAGGUGGAGUUUGACAAUCACUGUGCCGUGCCUUGGGACAUCCUGAAAGCCAGCACCAACGCGUCCUCGGAUUCAGGGACGCCGCUUCCCCUCCCCCUCCGAAUACAGAACGACCUUCACCGCCAGCAAUACUCCUACAUCGACGCCGUCUGCUAUGAGAAACAGCUUCACUGGUUCGCAAAGUUUUUCCCCUACCUGGUGCUCUUGCACACACUCAUCUUUGCGGCCUGCAGCAACUUUUGGCUUCACUACCCCAGUACCAGUUCUAGGCUCGAGCAUUUCGUGACCAUCCUCCACAAGUGCUUCGAUUCGCCGUGGACCACCCGCGCCCUGUCAGAGACUGUGGCCGAGCAGUCCGUGAGGCCCCUGACCCUCUCCAAGGCCAAGGUUUUGCUUUCGUCCUCGGGGUGUUCCGCAGAUGUCGAUUCCAACAAGCAGUCGCUGACCUACCCACAGCCUGGCUUGGAAUCUGGGAGCAUAGAAAGCCCGACUUCCAGUGUCUUGGACAAGAAGGAGGGUGAGCAGGCCAAGGCCAUCUUCGAGAAGGUGAAAAGGUUCCGUCAGCACGUGGAGCAGAAGGACAUCAUUUACAGGGUCUAUCUGAAGCAGAUAAUCGCCAAGGUCAUUCUGUUUCUCCUGAUCAUAACUUACGUUCCGUACUUUUUAACCUACAUCACUCUUGAAAUUGACUGUUCUGUGGAUGUGCAAGCUUUUACAGGAUACAAGCGCUACCAAUGUGUCUACUCCUUGGCAGAAAUAUUUAAAGUCCUGGCUUCGUUUUAUGUCAUUUUAGUUAUACUUUAUGGUCUCACCUCCUCCUACAGUUUGUGGUGGAUGCUGAGGAGUUCUCUGAAGCAAUAUUCCUUUGAGGCAUUGAGAGAAAAAAGCAACUACAGUGAUAUCCCCGAUGUCAAGAACGACUUUGCCUUCAUCCUCCACCUGGCUGACCAGUACGACCCCCUCUACUCCAAACGCUUCUCCAUAUUCCUGUCGGAGGUCAGCGAGAACAAACUGAAACAGAUCAACCUCAAUAACGAGUGGACGGUGGAGAAACUGAAAAGUAAGCUUGUGAAGAAUUCCCAGGACAAGGUAGAACUGCAUCUUUUUAUGCUAAAUGGUCUUCCAGACAAUGUCUUUGAGCUGACUGAAAUUGAAGUGCUGAGCCUGGAGCUUAUCCCUGAGGUCAAGCUGCCCUCAUCCGUCUCCCAGCUCAUCAACCUCAAGGAGCUUCAUGUGUACCAUUCGUCAUUGGUGAUAGACCAUCCCGCGCUGGCCUUUCUAGAGGAGAAUUUGAAAAUCCUCCGUCUGAAAUUUACUGAAAUGGGGAAGAUCCCACGCUGGGUCUUUCACCUGAAGAAUCUUAAGGAACUUUAUCUUUCGGGUUGUGUUCUGCCCGAGCAGCUGAGUACCAUGCAGCCAGAGGGAUUUCAGGACUUAAAAAACCUGAGGACCCUUUACUUGAAGAGCAGCCUCUCCCGGAUCCCACAGGUCAUCACAGACCUCCUGCCGUCCCUGCAGAAGCUGUCCCUCGAUAACGAGGGAAGCAAACUGGUUGUAUUGAACAACUUGAAAAAGAUGGUCAAUCUGAAAAGCCUAGAGCUAAUCAGCUGUGACCUAGAACGCAUUCCACACUCCAUCUUCAGCUUGAACAAUUUGCAUGAGUUAGAUCUAAAGGAAAACAACCUUAAAACUGUGGAAGAAAUCAUUAGCUUUCAGCAUCUCCAGAAUCUUUCCUGCUUGAAGUUGUGGCACAAUAACAUCGCUUAUAUUCCUGCCCAGAUCGGGGCUUUAUCUAAUCUAGAGCAGCUGUCUUUGGACCAUAAUAAUCUUGAGAAUCUGCCCCUGCAGCUUUUCCUAUGCACCAAACUAUAUUAUUUGGAUCUAAGCUAUAACCACCUGACCUUCAUUCCAGAAGAAAUCCAGUAUCUGAGUAAUUUGCAGUACUUUGCUGUGACCAACAACAAUAUUGAGAUGCUUCCAGAAGGGCUGUUUCAGUGCAAAAAGCUGCAGUGUUUACUUUUGGGGAAAAAUAGCCUGACGAGUUUAUCCCCUCACGUGGGUGAGUUGUCAAACCUCACUCAUCUGGAGCUCAUUGGUAAUUACCUGGAAACACUUCCUCCUGAACUUGAAGGCUGUCAGUCCCUAAAACGGAGCUGCCUGGUUGUCGAAGAGAAUUUACUUAAUACUCUUCCUCUCCCUGUAACAGAGCGUUUGCAGACAUGCUUAGAUAAAUGUUGACUGAAAGAGAAAAUAAUUUUUAAAUGUAUACCCCAGGGCAUUAAUUGAGAAUUAAGAUUUCCCAAGUUAUAAAGAUGAAAAAUGGAUAAUAAUUAAUUCUGACUAUAACCAAAUGUCUUGUUAAAGCAACUCAUAGCUAACCCUAAAUUAAACAGGUGACAAGUGUUAACAGUGAACUAAAGUUUUGUGCAUAGCUGAUCUUUAAUGAAUUGAGAUGUAAGACUUACACUUCAAGAGUGUAAUGAGGGAUGUGAAAUUACUGAAUUUGUACUUUGCAAGUUUUUUUUUUUACUUUAAAGAUUAUAUACUUUUUCCUCUCCCUCCCCCAGCCCCCAAUACUUAUUUGCACACUUGAUUUAACUGACUUCCUGUUUUGAUAUUUAUCAUCCCGACCAUAAACUCAUCAUGUAAAUUUCCUUGAUGUAUACUCAGCACUGUCUUUGAUUUAUGUUCUUAGAUAUUUUUAGUCAGGGUGCAUUGUGCUUGGCAGAAUUCCUUCUUGGCUGAAUUUUUACUUCCUUUCCUAUUUUGUGCAAGUCUUCCUUAAUCUGGUUUUCUCUUAACAACUAUGAUGAACCCUGAGAAAGUGCCUGCCUUUGACCUUUGCAUAGACGGAGCAGGACACAUAGGACAUGUCUUCCUCGGGGCUUCCUGAAAAUUAAUGAAUUCUCUAAAAUAUCUUCUUGAGUCUCAUCAAAGUCUUUUUAUUUGCUAUUUUGUAUUAAAUGUAAAACAUAUGACUAUUUUCUAAUAUAUAACCUUGGAUUCAAAAAUCUGUGAGAAUUUUUAUAAGGCACAGAGGACAUACUUCUUUAAGAAUUUACUUAGUUUGGGUUGUUGAUGAUUCUCUAUGUGCAUUUCUCCAAAAUGUCUCAGACUCUGCCACUAAUUACUUUUAGAUAACAAAAGCCUUGUGUUUCAUGCCCUUAAAUAUUUGGGGGGUUUCCUUAGAAGAGGAUGGCCAAGUUAUUUACCUCUCUCUUCCCUGGUUGCUGUGCUAUUGUACGGGUACAAUUCUUCAUUCAAAAACUGUGAUCGAGGGGAGAGGUACAGAUUUGAAUCUUUAAAAUUGAUUUUGAAACACUUUGUAGAAAUUCACUAAGAGUUCAAGCAAAAUACCUUUUUUGCUCCAUCUGCAUGAUCUAGUUAGAUGUGAUGAUAAUGUAAAACACUCAGCCUCCAUCCAGUGCUUAAGAUGAGUUCUCAAAGCUCACAAAGAAAUAGAUCCAUCUAACUGAAAUUCAUCUCAUGCCAUUGUCUAACUUUGCUGGAAUACAUUUUGCUCUGUUUUUAUAAAGAGCUUUGUGUUUGGCCUUUUAUUAUCAUGCAUAUUGUAGAAUGAAUAAAAUUGACUCAUUUUGGGGAAAUGUACAUUUUUAAUGUGUUUUUCUCUAAUGGGUCUAGGCAUGAUGAUGCCAUCUCAUUUUGGCUGUAACUAUGAAGUGAUCUAUUAACUGCACGUAGGCAAAACUGGAAAACACUAUGGAUAAAGAGUACUGUAAACAUGGAAUUGUGAUGUGUGCUAUGUCUUUUCUUGCUUUGUCACUCCAGAAAGACAAAAUUGAGUCUUCAAAUUAUAGUAAAUGUAUUUUCCUCACACCCUUGCACUGAAACUCAGAGAAAAGAAUUGUUGAUUUCAAAUGGAAUUUGAAUUGUAUUAGCUACAAAUAUAUAAAAUACCAAAAACUGCCUAACACAUUAUUGUUGGUUCUGAAUGAGACGGAACAGUGUAAAAAUGUAAUUCUUACCCAAACUUGCCUUUAGUCAGAACUUUCAAGUUCUCAGGGACCCAGGUAUACUUAAUGAAACUUUCUUCUAAGACUUGAGAAAACAGAUUCUGACUAUCUGCAGGGAUUUGGAGUUGUGCUUUUUCAUGUGAGUCGUCAUUUUAACAUUUCCCACUAGAACUCUCACGUGCACUCCUUCUGGAAACAUGAAUACAAUAUGUGAAGAGGUGUAUAAGUGGUCUUGGCCACAUAAUUAGCCAUAAUUUUGUACGAGAUAUCCAACCCUCUUCAAUAAAGUUUUCCAUAAAGAAAACUUCCAUAAAGUUUUCAAGGCAAAUUUCAGGGUUGUGACCAUCCCCUCCCCAAACAAGAACUUCUCCAUGGCUAGUCACUGGUUCCAUCAACGUGUCAAAAUGAUUGACUAAAUAUUCCUUAUCACCUCGCUAGAGUUCUGAAAACAGCUCACGAUCAGGAUCCACCAUGAACAUUGCAAACUGCUUUCCUACCCCUAGGAUAUAUAUAUAAAUAUAUUUCCUGUUGCAAGGAAUUGUUCUUGAUGCCAUAAUUUCUAGAUUUCAUUUUUUAUUUUGAUCUGACACAUCAGUGUUUAGGUAGCACUUGAAAUGGUGUUGCACUGAUAACAGUCAACUCAGAGACCACCACCUGACAUGCACAAUGUGGUAUUGAUGCCACCUGUAUUGUUGGAGCGGUUCUUCAUUUUGCAAAGGUUCAUAUUCAUUUGGGGAGCUUGAAAUGAAGAAAAUGAAGCUUGUUUAGUUACAAUUCUGAGACUAGUUGGCAUUUGAUUUUCAAGAAUAUGUAGUUCAUUUUCCAAAAAAUAAUUGUGGAUGUUAUUUGAAACAAAGGUGAUAGCUUGUGUUAGCAAUGGCAUUGGUUCAUUUGAUUUACAUGCGCGCGCACACACACCCCCCUAUAAGCAAAAUGUUACUAGUUUUUGAUGUUUUCUAUUUUUUCCAAAGUUGCAGUUGUAGGCGAAUGUUGAGAUGUCCUUUUAUGUUCAUUACUUCUGUUCUCUUAGUAGUUCUGUUCUUUUAGUUAUAAUGUUUAAAAGAAAUCUGAGUGCUCGAUCUCAGCCUGAGGACCUGACUGGUUUUGAGCAUUUCCGAUAAGGUGUAGUGUUCCUUCCCUAACCUAUGUCAGGUAGAUCUAGGUGUGCAUACAUAUGGUGUCUCCAUUCUCAAUUUUAACUUCCUUCCUUGGAUGUCACCAUAUUUCACUGUCACUUAACCAACGAUUGUGUUAAACAGGGUAUCCAGAGGUGCUCAGAUCUCAGCGCUGGGACAUAGCUCUGACUUAUGUGCUCUCGUGAGCUUCAGUUACUUAUUUUCAUAACAUUGUGUGAGACUGAAAAUGUGUGUUUCUGUUCAUCAGGUGUCUCAUGAUGCAAAUUUUGUAUAUUUAAUUAAAAUACUAUAUAAUAUUGAUGGGUUCAGAAACUAUUAAAAUAAUCAAACAAUUAUUCUGUGGAUUUAUAGUUUUAUUUCCUUAUAUGUUUUUGAUAAAGUGUUCUUUCCAUCUUUCCAUUCUCUCAGUAUCACCCUACUCACAUAAAUGUUUUGCUUUUCCUCUCCAUUCACCCAUGUCCUUAAAUUUGAUCAGCAAACGUAUAGUAACAGAAUAUACUUGUGCUAGAGAAAGUGCAGUGAAACUUGAGCUUGGAUGGCAGGGGGUGGGUGGGUGUGACGCCAGACCCUGUAAUUGAGUAGUUCUAUUUUACCCAUCCCCAUCCCGAUGGUAUUUUGAAUGGAACAGUGAUUCCUCAUCCUUACCAAAAGCAUGCAAAUUUAAGUAAAUCCAUUUUGUUUUCAAUAACUGUACAUUGCAUCAGAAUCUCUGUUUAUUUCUUUCUGGAAACAAGAAAAGGCGGAUGGGGAGGAAUUAUUUUGCAUCCUGGUUUGUGUUAUGAAGACAUAUACAUGAAAUGAUAUAAAAUAGUAACUGUUGCAAAGUGCCCUGGAUAUAACUGUUUCUUCUGCUGGAUAUGAAAGCUGAAGCAGUGAAAUUACUGCAGUCUUAUUUAAUUGGGUUCUUCCUGUUUCUGGUCCAUCACUUCUGCAUCCACUGGAAACUAUCUAUUAUAAGUACCUUCUGUCAAGGACUACAUUCUCUUCAACUUUUUUAUUUUUAUAUGAAACAAUUUCACAACACUAAAGCAUUAACAUAGAUGAUAUGAGCGAAAGCACUGAUACGAGAUGGCUUCCAGGUGAACUUAAUUCAUAUUUAAGUUUUGCAUUUGACUUGUAUAAUACACUACUGCUGAGAAAAAACAAUAUGAAUGCCUUCUGCAUGUUAUAUAUUAUCUCUAACAGAGAUGGUGUAAUUUUAAAAAUACAAAGGGGCAUAGAGUCAGAAUAGAUGUGUUUGUGCAUAUAUGUGUUGUAUAUAAACCCUAAUAUUUGUUUAAAUAUUUUUAAACGCUUCCAAGUUUUACUCUCAGUGAAAUAAUGGGCCAAUUUGAAGUAGAGACAUUUUCUUUUGUUAAUUUCACAGUACAGGCUAGAAUCUGUUAUUUUGUCACCUAUUUUGAACCAUGUACAUAAUCUUUUGCUUCUGGUAACUAAUGCUUAGAAAACAUAAGAUUCUGUUGUGACUUUCAUGUUCUUGGCCCUCAGGUUUACCAUGUAAAUCUGUUUUUUGGUGGUAAAUCCCUUUGCCUGAGAUUCAGUAGUUUUUGGUAAGCUUUACUGUUUUUAAAGUACCUUUUGUGUAAAUUAAGAAUUCAAUUUUUAUAAUAAAUGGAAAAUAAAAACAUUA